AUACUGGAAUUAGGAGGUGUCAGACUUGUUCUCCGGUGACGCACUGACGGAGAAGACGACGAAGCGUACGAGUGUGUUUCGUUCGGUAUAUACGCUUAGUUUUAGACGUCGCUAGAGUUAACAGUAGCGAAAGAGUAUUUGAUUGAGAGAGAGAGAGAGAGAGAGGCGACGAAGGGAUUAGAGAUGCUAGGACAUCGGAAAAAUAAAUGGACGGCGGAGGAAGAGGAGGCGCUUGUCGCCGGAAUAGCCAAGCACGGUUCUGGAAAAUGGGCGAAUAUCAUAGAAGAUCCAGAGUUUGCGCCUCAUCUUCUAGAUCGCACUAACAUUAACCUCAAGGAUAAAUGGCGAAAUAUGAAAAAUCGUGUGGGGAAUAUGGAGAAAUCAAUCGUUUCCUCUUCUUCUUCUCGUGUUGUUGUUGUUAGCAACGAGCCUUCUCCAAGUAGUUCAUCAGAUAUGAGCAAUGAUACUAGGUACGUUGCAAUGGUUUUUGAGGCUAUAUCGACAAUCAAUGAUGAGAAUGGUUCUGAUCUCAAGGAGAUUCUCAGCUUUAUCGAGGAACGACAUGAGGUUCCAAAAACCAUUAAGAAACUGUUGAGUAGCAGCCUAAGAAUCCUUGUUUCUCAAGACAGACUCAAAAAGGUACGAAAUCGUUACAACAUCUCCACUUCGAAAGCUGAUAAACCAACACACAUCCUGCAUCCAAAAGAUUCCACGAACCCACCAGAGCUACCAAGUACGUAUGCGAUAUCAACAAAACUAAAAGAAACACAGGAGAUAGAUGCAGCAGCAAAUAAAGUUGCAGAACGAAUCAAUCAGUGGGCACAAGAAUUUGACGUCGGUUACGAGGAGCGACAAGACUUUAGGAUGUUUUUGAGUGAGUGCCUGAAAAUUCUCGUUUCUCGAGGCAAACUGGAAAAGGUACUAGAUCGCUACAAGAUCUCAGAAUUAGAAAGCAAAGUGUUGGAAAUAGCACCAGAAGUUGUAGCAAUGAAACUAGCAGAGUCAGAUAACAAAAGGUUGAUAGCAGCAGAGGCAUUGGAAGAAGAAAAACGAAUGCACAAGUUGGUAGAAGAAAGCAACACGAUGCUUCAGUUAUGCAUAGAAAUCCACCAACAAUGUGCUCUUGGGGAAGAGGUUGUUCUACGGUAGUAGACGCGAUCAUAUAGUAUCUGGUUUGAUUCAGUUUAGAUAAGUGAUUUCAUUUUACUUUCUAACCAAUUUAGUGUGUGUCCAGUUGUGUUUUUGUAGAUAGUUGUAGUGAGGAGCUAAUGUUUUGUUCAUAGAAAAAGUGUUUAGCAUUUAUAUAGAUAUAUAAAUUAUUAUUUUUUUCUCUAGAAAGUGAUGUGUCCGUCUAUUCUCUAUUGAGUCUCGAGAAUGCUUUGCUACGUCAUAAAGAAUCAAAAGGUGCUGGAAAG
This is a messenger RNA of Camelina sativa (false flax), 1415 nucleotides long. Its product is annotated as telomere repeat-binding factor 4-like. The record is from RefSeq and is a predicted model, not a curated record. NCBI's taxonomy places the organism in Eukaryota, Viridiplantae, Streptophyta, Magnoliopsida, Brassicales, Brassicaceae. Gene Ontology annotation, biological process: nucleosome assembly. Gene Ontology annotation, cellular component: nucleosome. Gene Ontology annotation, molecular function: double-stranded telomeric DNA binding.